Linnemannia hyalina is the source of this 1164-nucleotide messenger RNA. NCBI's taxonomy places the organism in Eukaryota, Fungi, Mortierellomycota, Mortierellomycetes, Mortierellales, Mortierellaceae. The record is from the annotation of a GenBank genome assembly.
AUGGUGACACAAUCGGAGAACACAAACGGAACACAUGCAGAACCAGCCUCAGGUUCGAAUGCAGCAGCUGUUGUUACCAACGGUGACGCAAACGGUGCCACUGCAGCUGCUACCGGAACCGAGGCAGCCGUAAAAGAAACUGUCCAUCUUAAGCAGCUGUAUGAACAGUCAACACAAUUCAACCACUGGCGGUACGCCCAGCAGCAAUUGGACGAUAUGCGAAGCAAGGUCAACCAGGAGGUUGUUUCGUCGAUCAAGCAGAACCUCCAGGACGAGAGCGAUCUGAGGACGGCACAAGGACUUGCGCUCGACGAUUUACCACAGGAUCUCAAAUAUCUGACGGUUGAGGACGAACUGACAUUGCUGGGAUUCUAUGAGCGCAGGAUCGUCAAGAUCUUUCAAUACUGGAAACUGCCUUCCUAUGUCAUGGCAACUGCGGUCGUCUACAUGAAGCGCUUCUUCCUCGAGAACACCGCCAUGGAUCACCAUCCCAAGGAUGUCAUGUUGACGUGCAUGUUCUUGGCCAGGAAAACGGAGAACUACUUGAUGUCGAUCGAGGAUUUCUCAAAGGUGCUCAAGAGCCCUGCAGAGUCGAUUCUUCAACUUGAGUUUCUUGUCUGCAAAACCCUGCGCUUCCAUUUCACGGUCCACCAUCCCUACCGACCCUGCCUCGGUUUCUUCUUCGACAUGCAGGCUGUGACGGAAAACAUAAGCAAGUUGCAAAAGGUGUAUGAGCGCGCGUUGACGCUGAUUGACACGGCGCUUCACACUGAUCUUUGCUUCUUAUACCAACCAUCUCAGAUCGCAUUGGCUACCUUGAAGAUAGCAAGCAAGGACGAGGCGUACGACUUUGAGAGAUACGCCAAGUACAAGUUCAAGGCGAAUGAAAGUGCGACACAAAAAUACAACAGCCAACUGUUGCCAAUCCUGGAGGCGAUCGAGAAGGUAUUGAAGGAGGACCGCCGAUGUGUCGAGGUUGACAAGUUGGUGGCAACUGAGAUUGACAAGCGGCUCAAGAUGUGCAAAGACCCCGCACGAAACCCUGACAGUCUCUUGUACCUAAAGAGGAAACGAGGCGAGGCUGCGGGAGAUGAUGAUGAUGAUGACGAUGAUAAUGGCAACCCUCACCCUGAAAAGCGGGUCAAAUUAGGCGACAGUGCCUAA